Molecule: messenger RNA, 1779 nt
Organism: Sphaerulina musiva SO2202
Lineage: Eukaryota; Fungi; Ascomycota; Dothideomycetes; Mycosphaerellales; Mycosphaerellaceae
Exons: 1
Coding region: 106-1449 (447 amino acids)
Source: RefSeq, a predicted model, not a curated record
CGUUUCCACUUACCUCUCAGAUCGCGCGAUAAGCACUUCGAUCCGCGGUCGAUCCUGUUGCGUCAGGUCAGGUCAGCCCAAUGCUCCUGUGCUUAAUAGGACAACAUGCCCGAACCAAGAAGAGGCAGCGGCGACCGCCGUAGAAUCACUGUCUCUGGACCUCUGCCCAAUCUCGACGACGGCGGCGACGACGACGGUGACAAUGUGCAGAAACCUUCCAGGGACAGUAUGAAGUUCUCGAGGAGCUCACCUUCUACUCCCUCUUUGCCCGUGGAGCAGACGACAGCAGCAGCUUCGCCCGCCAAGCGCACCGAGCAUAGACGAAGCGUGAGCACCCAUCUUUUGGCCAAGCUCAACUUUCUGAAUCGGCUGUCAGAGGACGACAGGCCACCUUCGAGGGAGAAAGAAAGCGAGGUCAAACCGCCAAAGAGUCCGCGCAGCAGCAAGAGCAGGAAGAGCAUCGAUGAUGACGAGCCUGUCACGUCUCCUGUGUCGCCAGCGAAAGGCGAUGGCGCUAUGGCUGCUGUGCUGAAGGCCACAAAGUCGCGUAAGCGCAAAGGCUCGUUGAGAAAGACGGCGCUGCUCGGGACGAGAAGGCUGGUCACGGAGACGAGGGAGAGGCGGAAUAGUGUUCUGCAACGCACCCCAUCGCUGAAACUUGCACAGCAAGUACAGGCAGCACGCACGGACGACUAUGGCGGCGAGCCCAAGCGGCCUCCUCUCCCGUCUCGAGAUAGUAGCAGCACUACUUUGAGGAAGAACUUCAGUUACGAGAAUGUCAACGCGGCGAGCAGCAAUGAUCGCGUGUGGCCUGAGCCUGCUGCAGUAACAACAGCACGGCUUUCGCUCCUGACAGAUCACCGGUCUCAGCUCGAACAGCGCAAGGAUGUAACAGAGCUCAAGAGCCCACUCGACUUGAAGAGCUCUAUUAGCAAUGCCAGUUAUGCUAGCACCACCGACGAUGAUGAUAUGCUUACAUUUGGUCGAUCAGCUAACAGCUACAUCGCCCAACAAAAGCCUCUAUCGUCAACUACCUCGAGCUACUUUCCUGAGGCGUCCAUCUCCCGCCGACCCAGUCACCAGAGCAGGAAGCACUCCCGCUCGCCGCUAUCACAAAAUCUGACCUCUGCGCUGUCCACUUUCCCUGCAUCACCCUUAGCACUGGAACCCCACGAUUACACGGAGACAGAAUACUGGGGCUGGGUGAUCUUGGUUGUCACGUGGUUGAUUUUUACUGUUGGCAUGGGAAGCUGUUUGGAGAUCUGGAGCUGGGCAUGGGAUGUGGGAGAAACACCGUAUGCUCCGCCUGAGCUAGAAGAUGAUCCUACCUUGCCGAUUGUAGGCUACUAUCCGGCGCUGAUCGUGUUAACGGGAGUGGUGGCGUGGGCCUGGAUUACGGUUGCUUGGGUUGGCAUGAAGUACUUUAGGCAUGCAAAGAUUGAAGUGUGACAGUUGGCGCAUGAUGUGGGCUGUGAGAUGACCAGGAUGUAUCGGGACUACCAUGCUCCCUCCAUAACGUUGGCUCAUCGUUGGUACACAUCGUCGAGCAUGGCGGGAUUCUACGAGAGCGUGAUACCAAGAGUACUAAUGAGUGGAGAACUUUGGAAGGGCUAGAGUCGUACAGUCCUCGCUGCCGAUGGGACUUGGAGGAGACAUCGUCUGCCAACUCGGGUCUGUAAAUGUCGAACUGCCUGGAGGCGGGCCUUGUCUUGACUGAAUUUGAUACGAGUCUCCCGAUACUCUCAUAUCCGUCAUAUACAAGAUCUCUUCACAUUUCCC